Molecule: messenger RNA, 309 nt
Organism: Colletotrichum aenigma
Lineage: Eukaryota; Fungi; Ascomycota; Sordariomycetes; Glomerellales; Glomerellaceae
Exons: 2
Coding region: 1-309 (102 amino acids)
Source: RefSeq, a predicted model, not a curated record
AUGGCAUCGCGCAACGGCGCAGCGAUCCUCAGCAGAGCCCUCCGCGCGCAGCGCACACCACAACUGCCCCGCGCAGCACUCCGCUCCUACUCAACAUCAGAAAAUGGCGAAAAGAGGCCAUCGAUAGUGGGCACCUUUUACAAGACCUUCACGAGACCCGUCCUCAAAGUUCUCUUGAUGGCAACCCUUACGUAUCAGGUCGCCUACUGGGGCUGGACGACGCUGGAACAGAACGAGAUCCGCGAAGAAAAGAAGAAGGAGAUUGAGAGCCUCGAGGCCAAGGUCGCCGAACUGCAGACGAGCAAAUAG